Melanotaenia boesemani (Boeseman's rainbowfish) is the source of this 2263-nucleotide messenger RNA. RefSeq names its product capping actin protein of muscle Z-line subunit alpha 1b (gene capza1b). Lineage: Eukaryota; Metazoa; Chordata; Actinopteri; Atheriniformes; Melanotaeniidae. Gene Ontology annotation, molecular function: actin filament binding. The record is from RefSeq and is a predicted model, not a curated record. Gene Ontology annotation, biological process: actin cytoskeleton organization; barbed-end actin filament capping. Gene Ontology annotation, cellular component: actin cortical patch; F-actin capping protein complex.
GUUUCGGUCUUGCCGUCAGUCAGCUGGGUGGGUAGGUAGGUGGGGUCAGAGAGAGCCAAGAUGGCUGAUUUUGAGGAGCCGCUGUCAGAUGAAGAGAAGGUCCGCAUAGCGGCCAACUUUGUGACUCAUGCCCCUCCUGGAGAAUUCAAUGAGGUCUUCAAUGAUGUACGGCUUCUUCUCAAUAAUGACAACCUUCUUAGAGAGGGGGCUUCACACUCCUUUGCUCAGUAUAAUAUGGAUCAGUUUACUCCUGCCAAAAUAGAGGGAUAUGAAGAGCCGGUCCUGAUCACAGAGCAUGGAGACUUGGGUUCAGGGCCGUUUCUGGACCCCCGUAACAAUUUAUCGUUCCGCUUUGACCACCUAAGGAAAGAGGUCAGUGACGUGCAGCCCUAUGAAGGAGAGACGACUCUGAGAAGCUGGAGAGAUGCCUGUGAUACUGCCCCUCAGUGCUACGUCAAAGAGCACUACCCUACUGGAGUCUGUACGGUUUACGAGAAAACGGUUGAUGGUCAGCAAACGAUUAUAGCCUGCAUUGAAGGGCAUCAGUUUCAACCCAAAAACUUCUGGAAUGGUCGCUGUAGAUCUGAGUGGAAACUUACCAUUGGCGGGUCCACUGCUCAUGUGGUUGGAGUAUUGAAAAUCCAGGUUCACUAUUAUGAAGAUGGGAAUGUGCAAUUGGUUAGCCAUAAGGAGAUAGAAGAUUCAAUACCUGUGACUAAUGAAGCCAAAACAGCUAAGGAAUUCAUUGACAUUAUUGAGAAUGCAGAAAAUGACUAUCAGACUGCGAUCAGUGAGAACUACCAGACCAUGUCUGACACCACCUUUAAGGCCUUGCGUCGCCAGCUGCCUGUCACACGCACUAAGAUUGACUGGAAUAAGAUCUUGAGUUACAAAAUUGGCAAGGAGAUGCAGAAUGCUUAGAGAGGCACUGACCAGGGUGAGACAUGCUCCUAUGGGCAGAUAAAACCCUCCAUACAUGCGCAAGGACUAACCAAAGCAUAACUAUAUCAAUAUGGGGCAAGGAAGUCAUUUAAAAAAACAAACAAACAAAAAAAAAAACACAAAAAGUACUAAAGGUUUUGCAGACUGUUAGGCACAAAUAUCUGUCUGCUGUAGAGAAGGUGCAGUUGUGGGAAUGGAUGAUGGUUUGAAGAAAGUGUUUUCUCUUGGAUGUGUGAGCUGUGUUGGGACAGUGCAGGGCUGUGCUCGGGACUGCUACGUUAAAAUUUCCUUCGACCAUCUAAGGAGUCAAAGACCUCCAUAAAUUCAGCCUGACAAGUUCUAUAAUUUUCUUUGUGAAAGUGACGCAGAGCUGCAGACAUGUCACUGCGCUCAGCACACAGAGAAGCACAGGAAGCAGAUGACAUGAGAAGCUAAGCACACCUCCAUCUAUCAGGGUUUCACUUUAGAAAAAUAGGAAUUUUGUGAAAGUUUCUUUUGUCAUUGCAGUUGCCAUGAAUAGGGAAACUGGAAUUUAGAUGCAUUAGUGACAUCAGGGCAGUUUCAGGAAAAAAAAAGCAAUUGGUAUCAUACUCAAAUUUCAGCUUUGCUUCACUCAAAAGAAACAAACUCAUUUCUAAUCCAGCGAAUAGCAUUUAAGUAUAGCACAAUCCUCAGCAUAGCUCUGUUCCUGCACCUGUUUGUCAGUAUCUGUUUGGUCUGAGGGAAUGUUGACUUGUUUUCUGUUGUGCUCAACUGAUGUAUGGUCUCUUCACCCAUGUAUGGUCUCUUCACCCAUGCAACCUGUGAUCAAUGAAAUGAGGCAAAGCGACCUCUGCGCUGCUGCAUCCAUAAUUCAUUCUCUGUUCUCUUUCUGUGGCAACACCUCCAUUGCUGUACAGCUUUUCCUUUUAGGAAAACAUACUCAUAUUUAACAAGAUUUAUUUGCCAAAAUCUCUUUCCUAUGGUAAAGAACUCCAUCCUCCCACUCAUGUAUGCAAAUGACUAUUUUAAUAUGCUGGUUUAUGUUGGAGUCCUAGAGUAUUGCACUCAUAACUGUAACAAAUUGUAAUAAUCAAUGCCAAGUGAAUGCAAAGCAGUCGCCACAUGGCAAGAUCAUAUACUGUAAAUAUAACGUGUCUUACGUAAGGCCACGUCAUACUUUGUGUCACAUAACUUCUGAGUAGGCUGACUUUAUCAGUUACUUGUUAUCUAUACUAUGUGCUGUGUUCAACCCUCACAAUGUACUACAACUGUGUGCCGAUCAGUUACAAAACUCAAUACUGUACUGCCCCAUUAUGUUCAAAUAAAUGAGCUAAACAUC